Molecule: messenger RNA, 1923 nt
Organism: Anoplophora glabripennis (Asian longhorned beetle)
Lineage: Eukaryota; Metazoa; Arthropoda; Insecta; Coleoptera; Cerambycidae
Exons: 1
Coding region: 1-1923 (640 amino acids)
Cellular component (GO): nucleus
Molecular function (GO): DNA binding
Source: RefSeq, a predicted model, not a curated record
AUGGUCAGGGACUACGUUCGAAAAACUGAAAGGCAGAAAUGGAGCACUGAAAAGAUGGAAUCUGCCAUAAAAGUUGUUAUCAAUGAAGAAAUGUCACUUGUUCGAGCUGCAACUCAAUUUGGCGUGCCAAAAACCACACUUCUGAGGUACAAAAAUCAAAAACUUCAGGAUCCUACAUUCAGAAUUGACAAAACAAAAGGGAAAUUUACAUGCGUUUUCUCGGCAGAACAGGAAUUGGAACUAGUUGUGUAUCUCAAAGCUAUGGAACGGCGAUUGUUUGGGCUCACAAUGCAAGAUUUUCGGUCAGUUGCGUUUCAACUUGCGGUCAAAAAUGGUUUAGAUCAUUCGUUCAACAAAGAUAAAAAAAUGGCCGGCAAAGACUGGAUGGCGAAAUUCAUGGACAGACAUCCAGAGCUGAGUUUGCGUAAACCUGAAGCGACUUCAGGUGGCAGAGCAAUGGGUUUCAACAGGGUGAACGUUUCUCGAUUUUUCGAACUUCUAACAAGUAUUGUGGAAAAACAUAAGAUAACUGCUGAUCGAAUCUACAAUUGUGACGAGACAGGAAUUACAGUGAAUCCUAAGGGACAUUCCAAAAUCAUUGCUUCUAAAGGGAAACGUCAAGUUGGAGCACUUAAAUCAGCGGAACGUGGCGAAACUGUUACAGCGGAGCUGUGCUUUUCUGCAAGUGGAGCUUACAUGUCACCGAUGCUCAUAUUUCCCCGCAAAAGAAUGCAAAAAGAAUUUGAAUUGGGUUUGCCCCCAGGAUCGUGGGCAGAGGCGCAUGAAACAGGUUGGAUAAAUACUGAAAUAUUCACGAGGUGGUUCCGAAAAUUCAUAAAGUUUUCCAAAGCAAGCAAAGAAAACACCGUUUUAUUAAUCCUGGAUGGACACUCAACCCAUACCAAAAAUAUUGAAGUCAUCGAUUUGGCACGAGACAAUGGAGUUGUUUUGUUGUGCCUGCCGCCCCAUGCUUCUCACCGUCUUCAGCCACUCGAUGUUUCUCUGAUGAAACCAAUCAGUUGCUACUACGAAGCUGAAACAAGGAAAUGGUUAAGGACAAAUCCAGGGAAAGUUAUUACUCUGUGGCAAGUUGCAUCUCUUUUUGGUUCUGCGUUCGUUAAUGCUGCAACUAUGCGAACUGCAAUGAAAGGUUUCGAGAAAACAGGAAUCUGGCCAUUAGACAUGAGCGUCUUCACAGAAGAUGAUUUCUUGCCAUCUGCUCCAACGGACAUUGAUAUUGUUCCUCGACCACCAAUGACAGCAGAAGAUGAACUGGAUUCGAUUACCCAACCCAAAAAUCCAACAACCGAAGCACUCCCGCCUUCACCAUCACUCACUGCUUCAACAUUGCCGAUUGUGACGGUGGCUUCAACACCCAAUAAACCCAUUCAAGAGAGAUCUCAACCAGGGUGUUCUCGGGACACUGGAAUCGCAAUUGAACCGGCCACACCAAGCUCCUUUGUUCUUGCAUCUCCUGAAAGUGUCUUAGCCGUACCCAAAGUAAGCUCCCAGAAACAACGAAAAGUCAACAGAAAAAGGGGAAAAGCUGAGAUCUUGACAGAUUCUCCGUAUAAAAAUGAGCUCAAUGAAUCGCUGCAGCUUAUCAAAAGGAAGAAAGAAGAAAAAGAAAUAAAGGCAGCAACAAGAAAUUUGAAAUUUUCAUCCAAUGUCAAUGGAAAGACUACUGCAAAGAAAAGUACAAUGACAAGUAAGAAAAAUAUAGCAGCAAAACAGUACGAAGAAGAUGAAUCUGAGAGUUCUGACUCAAGCGAUGCGGAGUGCCUUUACUGCAAUGAAUUUUAUUCAAAGUCGAUUGAAGGGUGGAUUGCUUGUGUGAAAUGUCACAAAUGGGCUCACAAUUCCUGUGGCGGCAUCGAUGAAGAGGAUGACGAUACGGUCUUCAUCUGCGAAUUUUGUCGCUGA